UCACCCCCGUGCUCCCGCCCUCCCCGCAGCUGCAAUUCCGAGGUCAAGUACGCCUCGGAGAAGCACUUCCGGGACAAGGUCUUCUACGCGCCGGUGCCCACGGUCACGGCCUACAGCGAGACGAUCGUGGCGGCGCCGAACUGCACGUGGCGCAGCUACCGCAGCCAGCUGACCCUGGAGCCGCGGCCGCGCGCGCUGCGCUUCCGGAGCACCACCAUCAUCUUCCCCAAGCGCGCCCGCAGCUCCUUCCGCACCACCCUGCACCUCAGCCUGGGCCGGCCGCGCCGCUGGUUCACGGCCAGCGUGCAGCUGCAGCUGUGCCCGCGGCCCGGGCCCGGCCUGCUGGGCCCCGCGCCGCUCUGA
Messenger RNA from Physeter macrocephalus (sperm whale), 363 nucleotides. RefSeq names its product refilin A (gene RFLNA). The record is from RefSeq and is a predicted model, not a curated record. NCBI's taxonomy places the organism in Eukaryota, Metazoa, Chordata, Mammalia, Artiodactyla, Physeteridae. Gene Ontology annotation, biological process: negative regulation of chondrocyte development; skeletal system morphogenesis; negative regulation of bone mineralization involved in bone maturation. The annotation marks the transcript as partial. Gene Ontology annotation, molecular function: filamin binding. Gene Ontology annotation, cellular component: actin filament bundle. The transcript has a single exon.